Vigna unguiculata (cowpea) is the source of this 2441-nucleotide messenger RNA. Its product is annotated as pentatricopeptide repeat-containing protein At3g60050-like. Gene Ontology annotation, molecular function: protein binding. The record is from RefSeq and is a predicted model, not a curated record. NCBI's taxonomy places the organism in Eukaryota, Viridiplantae, Streptophyta, Magnoliopsida, Fabales, Fabaceae.
UUUCACCUUGCAUAAACCUGUUAGGGUUUUUGGAGUCGCCAUUUUUGUUUUCUCUUCAACCUUAUUUCACAUUCCUUCUCGCACCUCUCACGAUGAACUCCGGCACUACAUGAUGCCUUUUGUGGACAUUCCCAACAUUGUGUUCACCAAUAUUUCAAAACAUCGUCUAACACGGUACGCUGUUUUGUCUCUUCACGUUUUUCUAGUCGCUCUUUUAAAUUCUAUCCAUUUCCCGGAGCCUGGUUUUCGACUCGAUGGAUAUCCAUCCAAUCGUUAGCACACUGGGCUUCUGGAAGCUUCUACUGCAAGGAAACUCUACUCUACCAUUGGCCAAAUUGCAGUUGUUGCUCAUUUGUCGGACAUGAUGGAUUCGAAUUCGAACCAUGAAUUCAAUAACCCUUUUAGGUCCAAAGAUGGUCCACAAACUUUCCCAUUCUUUGAUUGUUUUGCGGAGUUUAUGUAGCCAUCCGUUUGGUGGUGAUGGAUUUGAAUGCAUUGAGGAGCCUCUGAAGAACCUAGGAUUAGAUUGUGAUUCUGCUGUGGAUGUAACGCUCCGUUUAAACGAGGAUUUGGGUUAUAACCAAAAGCAAUUUUCACUGAGAAAAGGGUUCUUAGAAAGUGUGAGGUUAGAUGCUAAGAGGGUUCUUGAGGUUCUCCGACAAGACGGUCCCGGUCUGGAUGCGAGGUUGGUUUUAGGUGAGUUGCAUGUAAGACCAUCAGGGCUUCUCGUGAGGGAGGUCCUCUUUGGAAUUUUGAAGAAUAUAAAUUCUGAGAAUAAAACUAGGUGGGCAAAGCUGGCAUACAAGUUUUUUGUGUGGUGUAGUCAGCAAGAGGGUUACCGGCAUACUGCGAAUGCAUAUCACUUAGUUAUGAACAUAUAUGCGGAGUGUGAGGAGUUUAAGGCAUUGUGGAGAUUGGUUGAUGAAAUGAUUGAGAAAGGGCUUCCGGCUACUGCUCGAACUUUCAAUAUCUUGAUUCGUACUUGUGGUGAGGCAGGUUUGGCUAAGAAAUUGGUGGAGAGGUUUAUAAAAUCAAAGACGUUUAACUUUAGGCCUUUUAAGCACUCCUACAAUGCAAUCCUAUAUUGUCUUCUUGUUUUAAACCAGUACAAGUUGAUUGAGUGGGUUUAUCAGCAGAUGUUGCUUGAUGGAUUUUCUUCAGAUAUUUUAACUUAUAAUAUUGUCAUGUAUGCCAAGUACAGACUUGGAAAGUUGGAUCAAUUUCACAGACUGUUUGAUGAGAUGGGUAGAAAUGGAUUUUCUCCAGAUUUUCAUACCUUCAAUAUUCUUCUUCACGUUCUUGGCAAAGGGGACAAACCGCUUGCAGCUCUCAAUCUCUUAAAUCACAUGAGAGAAAUGGGUAUAGAUCCAACUGUGCUUCACUUCACUACAUUGAUAGAUGGACUCAGCAGAGCUGGAAAUAUGGAUGCUUGCAAGUAUUUUUUUGAUGAAAUGAUAAAGAAUGGAUGUAUCCCAGAUGUGGUGGCUUACACUGUAAUGAUAACAGGAUAUGUAGUGGCUCAUGAGCUUGAGAAAGCCCUGGAAAUGUAUCAAGAUAUGAUUUCUAGAGAACAAGUUCCAAAUGUUUUUACAUACAAUUCCAUAAUUCGGGGAUUGUGCAUGGCAGGAAAAUUUGAUGAAGCAUGUUCAAUGCUCAAGGAAAUGGAAACCAAAGGUUGUAGUCCAAACUCUAUUGUCUAUGAUACUUUAGUGAGUAGUUUAAGGAAUGCUGGAAAGACUGCUGAUGCUCAUGAAGUGAUCAGACAGAUGACAGAGAAGAGGAAGUACACCCAUAUAUAUUCAAGAUACGAACGGAAGAAAUGAGGCAUCGACUUUUGAUCUGGAUGACUGAGACCCAUGAUCUGCUGCGUGUUCAGCUGACUAGAGGCUGGAAAAAUGAAAGCAAGCAACAACAGCUUCAAAUAUUGCCAAUAGUCAGAGAUGCUGUAAUUAUUUAAGUUGAUCUCCACACACAUGCUUAAGCUGGUUGCUUUUCUGUGGCUUCAAAGGCAGCCCAUUCAGUUUGCUGCCACAUUCCAGAUGAAGAUCGGAAAGCUUAUCCUCUUGCAUUGUCAGUUAAACAUCAUACAGGAUAAAUGUUGAACGCUAGUGUAUACAUCCAUCAUUCAAAUUCCCGCGCUGAUUAUACAACCUCAUAGGAUUGAUAUUUUUAGGUUUUCUGUUGGAUGGAUUGGCGACUCAGAAUCCUAAAUCAAGUGUGUACGUUUUGUCCCCCGGGGGCUUUGUGUAUCUACAUGAAAGGAUGGUCUGUCAGCUAAGCCUAUUCAGCAUUGUGUUUUCCCUCCUUGAUCAAUAUGGUUUUAUUCGUGUAUUUUUAUUUCCUGAUUGAAUUGACUAGUUAUUAUAGCCAUUACAUACUUACCUUGUGACAUUCAUAUACUGAGAAUGAGACUGAGGAUAAAACUUGAACGUUUCAUUUCA